Molecule: messenger RNA, 1662 nt
Organism: Pieris macdunnoughi
Lineage: Eukaryota; Metazoa; Arthropoda; Insecta; Lepidoptera; Pieridae
Source: the annotation of a GenBank genome assembly
AUGAUUGCGGUGGUUUUAAUACAACUAUUGUUGUUUGUAAGUGGGAGCAAAUAUGGUUUUAUUAUGUGGUCUGAUAAGGCCGUUGUAUCAGUGACCAACGAUCUUAAAUUGAUUCCACCAAUGCACGUCGCCAGGGCCACUUACACCAAUGACGUUAACUCAACGGGAUGGGCCUUCUUGGAAUUACAUACAUCACCAGAUGCCAGUGAUGAGAAGCAAGCAUAUGCAGCGGGAUUCCUGGAAGGAUUUCUCACCAGAGACCUUAUUUGGAUGCACUGGCAAAAUAUGUUAAAAGGAUAUUGUUACAACAGAAUAGAUGUGUGUGGUCUGAUAGAAGAAUAUGUGGACAUAAAUGAGCACUACAUCGCUGACAUGAUUCAUACCCACCCUAAUGAUCCAUACUGGUACCAUAUAAAGCUAUACAAGAUACAACUGGAAGGUUUGGCUGCUGGCUACAAUCAGGCAACUUCUGAUUCUUAUCAAUGGCUGACUACACGUGAUAUACUAUGGAUUAAUAUGUUAGGUGACCUUGAUGACCUGGCAUUUGCGCUUACAAUACCAAAGAACACUCCCGAGAGUCUGCUUUUUGGGGAACAUUGUAGUGGGCUGGUCAAGCUAUUACCGGAUAAUGCAGAACUUUUUACAUCUCAUGUAACCUGGAACAGCUACCAAUCAAUGCUGCGAUUUCAAAAGAUGUACGUGCUUAGCUACCGAACAUCCCCAAACAAUGCGAAACCGAUUCCCGGGAGGAAGAUGGCCUUCACUUCUUACCCUGCUUUUGUUCAGUCAACAGAUGACUGGUACAUAACGUCUGCGGGUCUGGUGGCCGCAGAAACGACCAUCGGGAACAGCAACAGGACGCUUUACGAGUACGUGCAGCCCACGGGACAGAUUAUGGAAUUCGUGCGAGCAAUGGUGGCGACCAGAUUGGCCACGAGUGGAGCUCACUGGGUCGACUUGUUCCGCAGGCACAACAGUGGGACUUACAACAACCAAUGGUACAUCGUCGACUAUAAAAAGUUUAAGCGAAAAACGCAGAAAUCCGAAGGGCAAGUUGAAGCUGGAUUGUUGUGGGUAGUGGAACAACUGCCCGGCUUCACUGAGGCAGCCGACCUAACGGAAGAACUAAAGGCCACGUCGUACUUCCCGUCGUACAACAUCGCAUACUUCCCUCGGAUGUUCAACCUCAGCGGCGGUAACGAGCGAAUCGCUACCUUCGGCGACUGGUUCGCCUACGAGACGAACCCGCGAGCUAAGAUCUUUCGUGAACAACAGGGGUCAAUCGAUUCGAUGGGCAGUAUGUUCCGCGUGAUGCGAUACAACGAUUACCGCCACGACCCCCUGUCGCGGUGCGCGUGCAGCCCGCCCUACAGCGCCUGCAACGCCAUUUCCGCCCGGAACGACCUCAAUCCUGCUAAUGGCUCAUUUCCGUUCCGGGCGCUGGGUCACAGAAGCCACGGCGGCACCGACGCCAAGGUGACGAACUCGGAGAUGGCCAAGAAGUACCUGUUCCUCAGCGUCUCGGGGCCCACUUACAACAUUUCCCGGGGCAUACCGCCUUUUCAAUGGAGUAAAUUUGACAUGGGCUCAGAGGUGUUUCACGAAGGCCACCCUGAUGUUUGGACCUUCUCACCUCUUAUUCAUCAUUGGGAGUGGGGCUGA